Molecule: messenger RNA, 351 nt
Organism: Soboliphyme baturini
Lineage: Eukaryota; Metazoa; Nematoda; Enoplea; Dioctophymatida; Soboliphymatidae
Source: the annotation of a GenBank genome assembly
AUGAUAGCGACAUGUGUCAAGGCAUUUUUCGGGGUUGUUUUCCUUGAGCCGCUUUCGAUCCAGUGCCUCUGUAGCAUGCCCCCCUCACCUCCAUCCGCCGCUUCCUCAACUGGCAGAAACCGAGCUGCACGAAGUUGUUGCUCUAUCGUCUCCUUCGGCUCUGACGGUCGGGUCGAACUCCCGAGUCGCAGAUGUUCGUCACCAGCGGACCGUCACUCCCGCAAGAUUAAUGUGUCGAAUAUCGAAAUCUGUUUUCUUCGCAACGACGGCGACGCUCUGUUGGCCGACCGAAUCGACGUGCCUCUGAUCGUCCCGUCUCCUUCCUCAUUCGCCGUUGUCAAUCACCUCUGA